AUGUUUAGUGAUUGGGCCAACGUUGAAUCUGGGGUACGCGUCGCAAUGAUGUCUAAUCUUAAAGAGGGUAUACCACGUCGCUUUUUUAUUGGCCCCUAUCCAGUUGAAACCCGUUAUAGAGGUCAGGUGCCGCAGUGCGGUCGAUGUGGCCAAUAUGGGCAUCGUGUCGCAACGUGUGUCAAUGAUGUGAAGUGCUUUAAAUGUGGACAAGAUGGUCAUGUCAGACGAGAAUGCUUCAAAUGUUUUCAUUGUGGUCGGUUUGGUCAUGUGAGGCUGAAUUGUCCCGAGCACCCCCUGAACCAAGCGAUAGCCACCGACAACCAUCGUGAAGAAGACCAGAACAGCGAGAUCGAAGUGCAAAAUUCUCAACGUCGGCCGAGUCGGAAGAAUUCCGAUAGUGGCGACGCAUCCAUGAGCAGUAGCGACCACUCUGAUCAUGAUUCAGCGGACAAAAAACCCCAUUUGAGCAGUGGUGAUGAUUCCAUGCCUGAGAUGGACUCUCCGGAAGUGCAGCGCACAGCAUCGGAUCACAACAAACGCAAGGCUGAAGAUGAUCCUGCCGUAGCUGAUGGCCAACCUGAUCAACCCAAUGGUGCAUCCAAGCUUAAAAAGAAACGGCGGCGGAAAAAACGACGAUGA
Paramuricea clavata is the source of this 639-nucleotide messenger RNA. The record is from the annotation of a GenBank genome assembly. NCBI's taxonomy places the organism in Eukaryota, Metazoa, Cnidaria, Anthozoa, Malacalcyonacea, Plexauridae.